AUGGAUACAGAAGGGGAAGAGCAACAGGAUGAGGGGUGGCCGGAUGCCAUUGUGGUUGUGAUGGUUCAGUUCCUGCUUGGCAUUGCUAUAGCCACAGGAGCGGUGCCCCCAAAGGUCCUUGGCAUGCAAGCCCGUGGUGCUGAAACAAUAGGCAUCGUUGUGCUUCUGACCGUCACAGGGGCCAGUGCCUUCACCAUACGCGACCGGCUUGGAAGACAUGACAUGGAGAGCAGAGAGUAUAUUGUGACUGUGCUGGCACCGAUUGUGACAAGACUCGAUCUUGGUUUGCUGAUUUGGACCAACCUCAACAAAGCGCUCGUGUGGGCGGAGCAGGUGGUGUUCAUGGCGGAAGCGGAGGAGCUGAGCAACAAGUUGUUGAACACGGCGUCUUGGGUGUGGCAUGAUGGGGAGGACAGAAUACAGGACCCAGAAUUUGGUAUGUGGGGUGGCGAUGCUGCAACACUGAUGUACCGUGUGCUGGAAGCAUUUAACCCUAUGACGGCGCUCAGCAACGUGACAGCUCUGCUGGGCCAUGUCACUCUCUGGCCAAUAGCGGCGUUGCUGUUCUUGGCGCUCCAGAUUGUGUCCAUUGUGGGGUGGUUGCUCUUCUGGAUGCUGGCACAGAUUGCUAGGCUGACAGGGAGAUAUACAGAGAGCAAGGACCCCCAGAAAAGGGUAGGUGCAUGGAGGAUUAAGAAGAGGACAACGGUGUAUCAGUACCUGGUUGGGAGGCAGGCCGCGCAGAAGAACGCCCUGUACAUACGGCAUGAAGUUGCUUGGCUGGCGGACUCGCAGAUGCACAAGAUUAAUGGCGACAAGCGGCGUCUUCGAUACACUUGGGCGAUGCUCGCUGGUGUAGACGCGCGCGCAGGACACCCACACUUCCACAAACUUUUUCAGAUCAAUUACCCUAUGAGAGCAAACAGAGUGCUGAAUCGCGCAAGCGUGGAUCAAACGUGCAACGACGUUCUAACGUUGCUGAAUCGGGAACAGAUCCUGUACCCAAAUCUGCCGGACAAGCCGUUGUCUGGCAUAGGAGAGCCGGCCUCCAGGCAGGUGGUCUUGUACCGUGCAAUGGCGUGGCCAGAAGUUGAUGACGAGGCCAGGGCCACCGUGGAACGUGCUGUAAGGUUGGCUGAAAUAAACACACAGGAAUGGCGCAUUAUUGGGUCUUCACUCACCAAGGUAGAGCAAGGGCUGUUUAGCACUUUCAAGGACAUACUGAGAAGGUGGCUCGUUCAGAUUCUCAUGAUUGUGUGGUGUGACGGAGCCGCUGAAGCCCGCCACGAUGGUGUGACCGACGUUCCUUUAGAUCUGGCACAGAACUAUGAACACAAAGGGUUGAAUGGAAUAGAGCUGGGGAUGAGGAUUUUAGGAAAGCGCCCAGCCUGGGUCCGUAACCACGAGUAUGGUUUUCUUUCCAUGAUAGGCUCGCUGGUGUGGAGACCCCCAAGCUGCAGUUGGAACUUAUGCACCGAAAUGGAUCAAAGAGACAAGCUUCCUGAUAAGAGGUACCAGCAGACUCCGAGCGUGGCUGAGUUACGUGACCAAUUGACAGCUGUGAAUUGCCAGAGGGCGGCCGGUCUCUGCACAGCGUGGCACAAAGGCGUGGUUAUGUGGCUGCGAUAUGUCUAUGAAGGGAAGGAGUGGGGACGCAAGCGGCCGGCUACACCACCAAAAGUGAUUGUGAGGACGCCUCGGAGGAGGAGAUCAAAGGAGCUCCUCUAA
Ostreobium quekettii is the source of this 1728-nucleotide messenger RNA. Lineage: Eukaryota; Viridiplantae; Chlorophyta; Ulvophyceae; Bryopsidales; Ostreobiaceae. The record is from the annotation of a GenBank genome assembly.